Messenger RNA from Micromonas commoda, 846 nucleotides. RefSeq lists its product with no specific name. The coding region runs from base 1 to 846 and encodes 281 amino acids. The record is from RefSeq and is a predicted model, not a curated record. Gene Ontology annotation, cellular component: peroxisomal membrane. NCBI's taxonomy places the organism in Eukaryota, Viridiplantae, Chlorophyta, Mamiellophyceae, Mamiellales, Mamiellaceae. The transcript is spliced from 2 exons. Gene Ontology annotation, biological process: peroxisome fission; regulation of peroxisome size.
AUGCCGAAACCCAGGUCGCGGCCGUCCUCCGAUGCGCAGCGGCGACCUCCAAUUCGCCGUGACUCGACCAGGGUGGUGAAUAGGCUCACCACCUUCCCUACGCACGCGUGUUGGUCGGAGAUACUGAAGCGUUCCGACGGAAAGGAUCGGGUCGUAGGUCUAAUCCAGUACGUCGCGAUGGUCAUCUCCGGGGGCCGUCCCGGCAGCGUGCUGACGUCGAUUGGAUUCGCCUUGAACGAUGCGCGGCGACCGUUCAGGCUCUACACGCCCGUCGCGGUGCUCAUCGACACCUUCUUAGCGAAAGGUAAGCCCAAGACGAAGGGCGCGAUGCGCACGCUCGAGUGCAUCAAGGCCAUCAGCACGGCGGUAUACGUCACGUGCGACCACGUGGUCUGGGCGGGAGGCGCGGGGGCGGUCGACAAGCGAUCGACACUUUACAAGGUGUGCGACAAACUGUCGCUGAUGGGAUGGGCCGCCGGAUCGGCGUUGAUGGCCGCGGGGCACGUGCCGGACCUGAUCGCGUACACGAGGGCGCUUCGCGACCCGCUGGCGAGCGAUAACAAGCGGGACGACGACGUCGACGAGUGGGAGCUACGGGAGGAGCUCGAGGAGAAGACGGUAGCGUCGGCGUUGGACGUGGCGUCGGGUCUCACGCAGGCGCUCUUCGCGCUGUCCCUGCUCGGGGCGACGCCCCUGAAGGGACGACAGAUGCAGUGCGUGGGUCUGGCGAUGGGGAUCGUGGGUGUGAUGCGACAGCUGGUGUCGGUGCCGUUGCCGCCGGAGAAGACGGGGAUGGGGCGGAUGGGGCGGCUGCCAAUUUCGCCAUCCAUGCCCAUGCUCCGGUAG